Messenger RNA from Branchiostoma floridae (Florida lancelet), 2609 nucleotides. Its product is annotated as mitochondrial-processing peptidase subunit alpha-like. Lineage: Eukaryota; Metazoa; Chordata; Leptocardii; Amphioxiformes; Branchiostomatidae. Gene Ontology annotation, molecular function: metalloendopeptidase activity; metal ion binding. The record is from RefSeq and is a predicted model, not a curated record. Gene Ontology annotation, cellular component: mitochondrion.
CAUCAGGUGUAGGGUCAGAGGUGAAGGGUGAAGCACGAGGCAUUGUGGGAAGGAAACAUGGCAGCGCGGGUUGUUGCGGCGAGGUGUCGGAAUAUCUACGGUUUAAAAAAGAAGCCCCAUGGUCUGCGUAACUUCUGCAGCAGCGGUGACCCGGGGUCAGUUCCUCUCAGCCAACCGCUGCCCAGCCUUCCCGUCCCGCAGUACGCGACUGUUACCAACCAGACGUACGACACCAAGAUCACGACCCUGGAGAACGGGUUAAAGGUCACAUCAGAGAACAAGUUCGGCCAAUUCUGUACAGUAGGAGUCCUUGUGGAUUCCGGUUCCCGACAUGAAGUUGCUUUUCCCAGCGGCAUCUCACACUUUCUGGAGAAACUGGCUUUUAAUUCUACAGCCAGGUUUGGUAACCGUGACGACAUCCUGCAGCAGCUGGAGAAAUAUGGCGGCAUCUGUGACUGUCAAUCAUCCAGAGACACGAUAAUGUAUGCAGUAUCAGCAGACAGGAAAGAGGUGGAUCCGGUCGUCAGUUUACUGUCUGAUGUCGUCCUGAAACCUAACAUCACAGAGUUAGAGAUCGAGGACACGAGACGAGCGAUCCAGUUUGAACUUGAGGACCUGAACAUGAGACCUGACCCUGAACCUCUGCUGACAGAACUCAUCCAUGCUGCUGCCUUCAGAGACAACACAGUAGGCUUGCCCAAGCUCUGUCCACCGGACAACAUCCUGCAAAUCGACCAGUCCACCCUGUUUAACUACCUGUCCCUAAAGUACAUUUUACUCUCUUGUAUGGUGCACUUUUUUACCAUUUUGUUUAUCUUUUAUAGUCAGCCUUCAGAGACAACACAGUGGGCCUUCCCAAACUCUGUCCGCCAGACAACAUCCUGCAAAUCGACCAGUCCACCCUGUUUAACUACCUACAACACAGUAGGCUUGCCCAAGCUCUGUCCACCGGACAACAUCCUGCAAAUCGACCAGUCCACCCUGUUUAACUACCUAUCCCUGCACUACGUCCCGUCCCGCAUGGUCCUGGCGGGGGUUGGUGUUAAACACGAAGCUCUGGUCGAGGCAGCGAACAAGUACAUUGUGGGGGGCAAUGCAUCGUGGGAAGGGCAGGGAAGAUACCCUGUUAAGGCGGUGGAUGAGUCCAUUGCGCAGUACACAGGGGGGAUGAGACAGGCUGUGCUGAACAUGAUGAUGGGAGGGGGCGGGUCAUUCUCCGCAGGGGGUCCUGGGAAGGGCAUGUACACACGGCUGUACCUUAAUGUGCUCAACAGGUACCAUUGGAUGUACAAUGCCACAGCGUACCACCACAGCUAUGAGGACACUGGUCUGUUCUGUAUACAUGCUAGUGCACACCCCACAGAGGUUCGAGAACUGGUUGGUGUGUUAGUCCGAGAGUUUGUCCGAAUGGCAGGGCCAGUGGGAGGGGUUGAGUUGGCACGAGCCAAGACCCAGUUGCAGUCGAUGCUGAUGAUGAAUCUGGAAGCUCGACCAAUCGUGUUUGAGGACAUCGGCAGGCAGGUGCUGAACAACAGUGCCAGGAAGACUCCCCAGGAGUUCUGCAACAUGAUUGCUGCUGUUACCGAGGAGGAUAUCCGGCGGGUAGCGCGACGGAUGCUGGAGACCAAGCCGUCGGUCGCGGCGCUGGGAGACUUGCGACAGCUCCACUCUUACGAGGACAUCCAGACAGGGCUGGCCAGCAGGGACGGACAGAUGCCGAGACGCUUCACGCUGUUCCGGUAGCCAUGGUGACGUCGCCAUGGUUUCAGGACAUUUAAGAUAGUUCAUAGACAUGCUGUCUUACCUUUAUGUUUCAUACCUUUAUGUUUCAAAGGUGCAUCAUACCUAUAUGUUUCCAGCAGGGCAAGGGACGGACAGAUGACGCGGCGCUUCACGCUCUUCCGGUAGCCAUGGUGACGUCGCCAUGGUUUCAGGACAUUUAAGAUAGUUCAUAGACAUGCUGUCUAAGCUUUAUGUUUCAUAACAAAAGAUGCAUCAUAACCAUAUGUCUCCAGCAGGGACGGUCAGAAUUGCCGCGGGGCUUUACGCUGUUCCGGUAGCCAUGGUGAUGUUUCCAUGGUUUUUGUGGACAUUAAGGAAGUUUAUAGACACUCUCUCUUACGUUUAUGUUUCAUACUGAAAUGGUGCAUCAUACCCAUUUGUCUCUGUACAAAGCGCACAUAUAGAAGAGCCCCAAUGCCAAAAAUGUGCAUCGUACCUUUACAUGUAUUUGUCUUGUUACCAAGCUCAUAUACUUGAAGUGCCCCCUACCCCCAUGCUUCUGCACAUACAUGAGUUUCCUUUUCCUUGAGAUUUUAUUUAAGACAUAAGAAGAAAAAAACAAUGUUAUUGGGUCACUUUUGGGUGAACAUAUGCGGAUAAAGUGUCUCCCACCGUCAAGCACACUUUUAUUGUAUUGCUAGUCACAUCUUACAUGACAAAAAAUGCACAAUCUUUGUAAAACCAAAUACUUUAUAAGACAAAUUCUUCUACGAUAGGUGAAGACGAAUUAGUGAAAUGAACAAGCAAUAGUGGUAUUGAAUAAAUUCUCCAGUUCUGAGAUUUAUUGAAUCAGAUAAGACAAAAUGAUACAGUUUUUAAGACUUUAU